UUAGUUGGGAAAAACCCUCAAAAAUAUCCUGGUGGUACCAUUUGGUUUCAAUGAAAGAAGGGUCUAAAAAACAUUGCCUUGGUGAAUACCUCUAAAUCUUAAUUUUUUUCCUCUUUAACAUAUUGAUAUUAAUACCUACUUCCAAGAGUGCUUGAGCUUGAGUAUAUGUAAGUUCCCCUAUGUUGUUCCUGGUAUAUAAUAGAUGCUCAACAAAAGUGACUGCCAGUUCCCAGCUUCUUCUGUAGCCUCCCAUGACCUCAUUUCCUUGGUAAAAUUGGAUACCCUUCUGGGGAAAAAAAACAUACAGUGAAAUGGAAAAAUGCCAUGUAUUUCUUCUAUAAUUUAACUUUAAAUCUGAAAAAAGAACAAUGGAAUUUUUUUAAAAAGUAGAAAAUGAAAUAGAUGGUUCCUUCCCCUCUGUUUGUAUAUGAGCAGCUUCAAGAGGCCAGGUUUUCUCUUGUUAGAAUAUUCCCUUUGGCAGAACCUUCUAGAAAGCUUCAGUCUGGUGAAGACAAGGACACCAGGCUUUCCACUCCGUGGUGUAGCCUGCCUAGAGAGAAGGCCGAGUUCAGCCUGUAUAAUCCGAUUUCAUCAACUCACACUAAUCACUACUGAUAGUAGCAGAAUUUAGCCUGGAUCUGCUUAGUUAAUCUAGAUUGACAGGAGGUAAAAGAAUCGGGAUACAAGGACUCAAAAACAAAGGAAAGAGAGCGAACUCUGAUUUCCAGCUGUGCUCUUCUAUCUGGGGCAUCUAAUUUGCUCCCCUCUGGGGCUUCUACUUUUCUUACCAUAUAAACAGAGGUGACUGGUUGUUAGGAGACUAGACUCGCAUGGAGCACUCCCAUCAACAACAGGUGCCCUGUGACUCCCUGGAUCUGCAGAGAGAGCAAUACCUCCGGUGUGAGGCUGCGCGGAACGUACUUCCAGGUACGCAUUGUACCUGAGACUAUGUAUUAUUUAUUGAAACUGAUCUCUGCAUUCUCUUUAUCCUCUGGGCAGCCCUGGAGUUGGGCGCCUCCUAAGAUGGAUGCCAGCAGCUAACCUACAAGGCUCCUCAAAGCUACUUGCUUUCACUCUUUUUCUUACCAAAAAAAAAAGAAGAAAGAAAAAAAUUGCAAGCUACCACUACCAAGCUUUUUAUUAAAGCUUGGAGAGUAAUUGGGAAUGGGAGUGUAGCAACCAAAACAGGGAUUCCUCUGUGAUUUUUGGAUGUUUCCACAUGGAUUCGAGUUUUGGAUUUUUUAAGGAAAUACUCCACUCUGGAUUUUACAGAUCUAUAAAAGAUACACAGGUUACAGCUUCUGCGUCUGUUCACUGACUGAUUAUCGUAGUGAUCUGUUAUGUGUGUGUUUGCAUGCUUAGUACUGAGAAGAAAAAUGGGUUAUCUGAAGGUUAUCUUCACUGUUACUUAUGAUAUCUGUGACUGGCAAAUGAGGGAACUUUUUGCGUUUGGGUAACAAAGACAUUUGGAAUAAAUACUCCACUGGAUUGUCCAUGUUGGCACAACUGUUGUUGGCCACCUCAGUACUGCAUGUUGCCAUGCCAAAAUCUCCUAAGGGCAAAAAUGUCUCCUGGGGUUCGGCAGACUCCUACACCAGCCGUCCAUCCGAUUCAGAUGUGUCUCUGGAGGAAGACCGGGAGGCAGUGCGCAGAGAAGCAGAGCGACAGGCCCAGGCCCAGUUGGAAAAAGCAAAGACAAAGCCCGUUGCAUUUGCAGUUCGGACAAAUGUCAGCUACAGUGCAGCCCAUGAAGAUGAUGUUCCGGUGCCAGGCAUGGCCAUCUCAUUUGAAGCAAAAGAUUUUCUGCAUGUUAAGGAAAAAUUUAACAAUGACUGGUGGAUAGGGCGAUUGGUUAAAGAAGGCUGUGAAAUUGGAUUCAUUCCAAGCCCAGUGAAACUCGAAAAUAUGAGGCUGCAACAUGAACAGAGAGCCAAGCAAGGGAAAUUCUACUCCAGUAAAUCAGGAGGAAAUUCAUCAUCCAGUUUGGGUGACAUAGUACCUAGUUCCAGAAAAUCUACACCUCCAUCCUCUGCUAUAGACAUAGAUGCUACUGGCUUAGAUGCAGAAGAAAAUGAUAUUCCAGCAAACCACCGCUCCCCUAAACCCAGUGCAAACAGUGUAACGUCACCCCACUCCAAAGAGAAAAGAAUGCCCUUCUUUAAGAAGACAGAGCACACGCCCCCCUAUGACGUGGUACCUUCCAUGCGACCUGUGGUCUUGGUGGGCCCUUCUCUGAAAGGGUACGAGGUCACAGAUAUGAUGCAAAAAGCAUUGUUUGAUUUUUUAAAACACAGAUUUGAAGGGCGGAUAUCCAUCACAAGGGUCACUGCAGACAUCUCGUUGGCCAAACGCUCAGUGUUAAAUAACCCCAGUAAGCAUGCAAUAAUAGAAAGAUCCAACACAAGGUCAAGCUUAGCGGAAGUUCAGAGUGAAAUAGAAAGGAUUUUUGAACUUGCAAGAACAUUGCAACUGGUAGUCCUUGAUGCAGACACUAUUAAUCAUCCAGCUCAACUCAGUAAAACGUCUUUGGCCCCUAUUAUAGUAUAUGUGAAGAUUUCUUCUCCUAAGGUUUUACAAAGGUUAAUAAAAUCUCGAGGGAAAUCUCAAGCUAAACACCUCAAUGUCCAGAUGGUAGCCGCUGAUAAGCUGUCUCAGUGCCCGCCAGAGCUGUUUGACGUGAUCUUGGAUGAGAACCAGCUUGAGGAUGCUUGUGAGCACCUUGCCGACUACCUGGAGGCCUACUGGAAGGCCACCCAUCCUCCCAGCAGCAGUCUCCCCAACCCUCUCCUCAGCCGUACUUUAGCUACUUCAGCUCUGCCUGUUAGCCCCACACCUGCCUCUAAUGCACAGCAGGGCUCUCAAGGUGACCAGAGGACUGAUCGCUCUGCUCCUGCCCGUUCUGCUUCCCAAGCUGAACAAGAACCCUGCCUGGAACCAGUGAAGAAAUCCCAGCACCGGUCUUCCUCCUCAGCCCAGCACCACAACCAUCGCAGUGGUACGAAUCGAGGCCUCUCCAGGCAAGAGACAUUUGACUCAGAAACCCAAGAGAGCCGAGACUCUGCCUACGUGGAGCCGAAGGAGGAUUACACCCAUGAACAUGGGGACCACUACGUCCCGCACCGUGACCACAACCACAGGGAUGAGCCCCACGGGAGCGGUGAGCACAGACACAGGGAGUCUCGGCACCGUGCCAGGGACCUGGACCGAGAGCAGGACCACAACGAAUGCAACAAACAACGAAGCCGUCAUAAAUCCAAGGAUCGCUACUAUGACAAGGAUGGAGAAGGAAUAUCCAAAAAAAGGAAUGAGGCUGGGGAGUGGAACAGGGAUGUUUACAUCCGCCAGUGACUUUGGCCCUUUUGUUUGUUUUUUUAAAGUCUUGUAUAACAUCACCCUCAAUCUAAAUCUUUGGAGUCGGCAUUGCAAUCAUACGUGAUCUGUCUUGUAUAUUUUGUAUUGCUGUUGCUUAAGUAGCAAUAGCAUGACAGAGUAUUAAUAUACUUUUUUUUUCUUUUGUAAGUGCUAUAUAAAUUUGCCUGGUACAGCUGCAGUCCUCUGGUUGUGUCCUGGACUUUUCAAAAACUGCUUGGGGUAGCUGUCACUUGAACAAAAUCUGUUGCCAUCCAGGUGGCGUUAGUAUUUUAAGAGAUGUCGUUGAUGUUUUCAAAAAAUGUAGUUGCUGUAUCUAGCAACCCAGAAUUGGCCCAGAUAAAAAGUGGAACUUCUUGAUUCUCCAUAUUUUUAAUAUGUAGGCACCUGAUUUGCAUAUUCAUUCAUCCAUGGACCACUGUUUCUUGCUUGUACCUCUGGCUGACUAAAUUUGGGGACAGAUUCAGUCUUGCCUUACACGAAGGGGAUCAUAAAGUUAAAAUCUAUUUUCUAUGUACUAGUACUGUGUACUGUAUAGACCGUUUGUAAAUGUUAUUUCUGCAAACACCUUCUUAUAAUUAUAUAUAAUAUAAAUAUAAAUAUAUAUAUAUCAGUUUGAUCACACUAUUUUAGAGUCUUAAUGCCAAGUGAGCAGAUUUGCUUUACGAAUUACAGGGACUAGAAAUGCCCACCUUCAGGAAAUUUGUAAUAACAUCGUCUAGGCACCUACCCCCCUUCUAGUAGAAAGUCUGUAUGUACAUACUGUAAAUAUGUGUGAUUGCUUGACUUGAAAAGGUUUAAUUUCUGAAUGUUUUACCAUCCUUGUAAGUUUAUAAUUUUGACCAUGAAUUAUGGUAAAUAUAACCAAACUCCAAAGGUUGUUCUAAUCCAUGCAGCUCACACAGAUUGUGACACAUUCUUAGUAGCUAGUGUCUCAUGUCACUGCACUGGAGGCUACAAGCCGGAACUCUGUCUGCACACAUGUGUGCGUCCGUGUGUAAGAGUAUGUGUGUGUGAUUGGUUGAGAUGAAUCUGUAUGCUGAAGACUAAAAGAAACUACAGACUGAUACCUACAGUUCCGCCCACCUGGCUUUGAACCGAACUGUGCUGCAUGUUGCUUUUAUGGUCAUGGAGCAGUCAGGGAGCAUGCUGCCAAAGGUGACUGGGAGAGUGUUUAUCUGUAGGCUCCUUGUUUUUACUGCUAGGGAGCAAAAAAUACAGGCAACUUUUAACUGUGAGUGUUUCACUGGAAAUGUACAAUCUUUGUGUGUUCGAGUAUUUGUUAUAGAAAGAAAAGUUUACACAGCUUGUAGAAUUAUGUUGUGGGAAAAUAAAUUUUUCUACCUUCUCCCACUUCCUUUUCUAACCCUGCUUAUUGUUCCCGUUAUCUCCCAGUUCACCUAUCAUUUCACCCCCCACCACAAACUCAAAUGAGUUUCACUGUCUGUCAAAACCUAGAAGUGCUUCUUAUAACCAAAGUUUCUUCUCUUCAGAAGUAAUCAGGGCAAAUGGGGUGACUUGAAGUGAACAAAAUGAGAACAUUUUCUUACAUCAGACAUCUACUCGGAAGGGGAAGCCAGAAGAUACUAUCUCCACACCUCAGUGACACUGCUGUAAGCAGCUCACAGUGUGACUGUCAUGCUAAGGCUAAAACCUCUCCAUGUCUCCUAUGUGUACAUUCUGUCCAGUUGUCCCUGGACAGGUAAGACAGUAUUAGGUGUACAAGUACCUAGCACUUGAAGUUUGUCCUUGGAAAAUGCCUAUCUAUAAUUGCCUCACUUCAGAUUUGUACAUUAUAUAAUUAUUAUUUUGUUAAAUAAGUUAAUCUAUUUUUUGUGUUGCUUCUUUGAUUAUUCCAGGUUCUUGCCAAAUAUUCUUGGACCUUUAUAAGUAAAACUGUUUCACAUUUAACUACUUAUUUCCUUUACCCCCAACAAAGCUGAUUUUUAAAAAUGGGUUACCUAUAUAGCGUUUUAUCAGUUAAUAUGAAACACUUCCCUAAGACUCAAUAUAUUUGUUAAUUAGCUCUGUACUGGUGAUGUGAAUUUAUUUAUUGAAUAUAACAACUGUAGUCAUUACUAAUAUGUACUUAUGCAAAGUAGUUGCAUCAUUGGAAAACUGCAUUCCAAUUAAGAUUACUUUUAUAAAAUAUUUUGGAUAAUCUUUCCAUCAUGAUGAGAUGUUGCUGAUCACCAGCCUCAUCCUUUGCUACAAUUUCAUCCCAGUAAUGAUUUCAGAAUAUUUAAAUUCUUAAAGUAUAACUGGUAUGUACCUAAGCUGCUGCUACCAUUAAUCCCUUUCAAAGAGUCGUGCUGAUGGACUCUAAUUUUAAAUUCUGCCUUUGGAUUCUUAGUUUUUCACUUUCCUGUGAAACAUGUUAGUCCAAAUCCGAGUAUUCCUCAAAAAACUAUAUUGUAGGACUUGGCAUCUAUACAUGAAAACUGUAUGGUGAGCAUCCCUGUAAAUAGUAUGCACUAAAUUUGUAAAGAAGAAAUAAUCCCAGAGACAUUUACUGGGAUGUUUUACUGACCUGUGGAAUGCAAAAUUACAGUUCUUUCACACAGCAAAAGCUUAAUCUUAACUUACUCAGUUGCAGAAUCAUGAUUUUUGUAGUCUACCUAGAAAAUGCUGGAAAUGUUAAUAGUUCUACUCUGCUUUUUUUUUCUUUUUUGGCAAACCCAUUUCAGUUUUUCCCGUGCUUUUUCUUUAAGUUCAUUUACGUUACUGUUACAGAAAGGUGCUGCUAAAUGUAGGGUGUCUUCGUCACAGUGCACUCGGGACAACGCCACACUUUUAACAUGGCCUGCGACACAUGCCUGUUAAACGUUCGCUGUCGGCUACAUUGAACUGUUUGACAAACCGGAUCUGAAGGCAUUCACAUAAAACAAAUAAAGAGCUGGCAUCUACACUGUUUACUAUUAGUAGUAUCAAUUGUGACUUUAGGAAUGAUUCUUAUAGUUGAGAAUAUAUUAAAUAUUCAAUACUUCUCAUUUGUGGAGCAUUUCCCUUGGGGCAAUGCCAAUCAGUGACGUUACUUUAGUGACCUUCCAUUAUGUCUGAUAAAAUCAUAACUUAAGGUGGGUAACGGAUCUUUUAAAUAUGAGCACAGCUGAAUAAUCUUCCUCCACCUUAAUACUACAUUUGCAGCAAUUCUUCAUGAAGAUCCAUUUUCAUGACAAAUUGAAUUCCUCACCCUUGUCCAUUUGCUCAACGAUGUAAUGCUGCUAGUCUUGGAAACUCUGAUCUUAUUAACACUUUUAAGAGUCACACUGUUAGAGAAAAAAGGUAACUAAGUGGUUUGGGGUCAGUUGUUUAAUUUUGGCUAAAUUAUAUUUUUAACUAUUUGUACCUCACUUUGCUAUUUAAACUAAAUGUGAUACAGGAUUUUGAAGUAAAAUGUACUCACUGUUGAAUUAAAAUGUUUUUUUUCUGUUUCACAGAAAUAUGUCAACACUAAAUAUGUUAAAAGAUAAUAUAUUAAUUUUCUUC
Messenger RNA from Phyllostomus discolor (pale spear-nosed bat), 6858 nucleotides. It is a transcript of the gene CACNB2, whose product is annotated as calcium voltage-gated channel auxiliary subunit beta 2. The record is from RefSeq and is a predicted model, not a curated record. NCBI's taxonomy places the organism in Eukaryota, Metazoa, Chordata, Mammalia, Chiroptera, Phyllostomidae. Gene Ontology annotation, cellular component: voltage-gated calcium channel complex. Gene Ontology annotation, molecular function: high voltage-gated calcium channel activity; protein binding. Gene Ontology annotation, biological process: regulation of voltage-gated calcium channel activity; neuromuscular junction development; chemical synaptic transmission. The transcript has 13 exons. The coding region runs from base 1495 to 3348 and encodes 617 amino acids.